GUUGUUCUGUGAGUACUCUCCUCCGAUGGUCCUUCCUCGCACCAGCCCCUGUGACAACCACGAGUGCCUCAAUGGGGCGCAGUGUGUCGUCGUGGGAACAGACCCCCGCUGCCAGUGUCUCCAGGGCUACGAGGGCGAUAGCUGUGAAACGCUCGUCAGUGUCAACUUUGUCAACCGCGAGUCCUACCUGCUACUUCCCUCCAGUCUCCUCUCACCAGAGACCAACAUCAGCCUGCAGAUUGCUACAGAUGAGGACAGUGGCGUGUUGUUGUAUAAAGGGGACAAUGAUCACAUUGCCAUGGAGCUGUACAGGGGACGCCUCAGGGUCAGCUACGAUACAGGAUCAUACCCUCCUUCCGCUAUAUACAGUGUGGAGACAGUGAAUGAUGGCAUCUUCCAUGCUGUGGAGUUGGUGGCGUCAGACCAGACUUUGUCUUUGUCAAUCGACGGCGGGACGCCCAAAUCCAUCAACUCCCUCAGCAAACAGUCCACCCUCAACAUAGAUUCUCCACUCUACCUUGGAGGAAUGCCAGAACGUGCCUCAGGGUCUGGGGGUCCCUCGUCCCUGCAGCACAGCUCAGGUGGUCGUAACGGCACCAGCUUCCACGGCUGCCUCCGUAACCUGUACAUAAACGGGAAGCUCCAGGACCUGGGGGCCGGGCUGGGCUCGGGGGCUCUGGGCUCCACAGCGGCACAGAGCACCAGCAGACAGUGGCUGGGCCAAGGGGUGGAGCCAGGCUGCCAGCCCUGUCAGAGAGGGGCCUGUGUCCAGGGCGACUGCCACCCGACGGGACAUCGAGGCUUCACCUGCACCUGCCACCCGGGCUGGACGGGAACAGUGUGCGACGAGCAAGUCAACAACCCAUGUGAUGGCAACAAAUGUAUACAUGGCACCUGCCUUCCAAUCAACUCCUACUCGUACUCAUGCCGCUGCCAGCCUGGUUUCGCUGGAGUACUUUGCGACGAGCAGGACCAGGACACAGCUAACCCCUGCAGUAUGUCACACUGUAAACAUGGCAAAUGUAGAGUGUCGGGCCUGGGGAAGGCAUACUGCGAGUGUAACAGCGGAUAUACAGGGGAAGCGUGCGACAGAGAGGUGGCCUGCAGAGGGGAACGGAUCCGAGAUGUCUACCAGAGACAGCAAGGCUACGCGGCGUGCCAAACCCAGGAGAAGGUCUCCCGCCUAGAGUGUCGGGGCAGCUGCCCGGGGGGAGCAGAAGGACAGGGCACCUGCUGCACCCCCCUCCGCAGCAAACGCAGGAAAUACACCUUCCAGUGCACUGACGGCUCUUCUUUUGUCCAGGAAGUGGAAAAGGUGGUCAAAUGUGGCUGUACAAAGUGUUCCUCGUAAAAAAAAAGAGAAAAAUUAAGAGACAUCACCCUUGGCAGAUUUCCUCCCCUCCAGAUAUGUUUUAUGUUCUUGCCCUCAUUACUUGAUCCUCGUACCCCUUGUCCAAGGUCCCGAAUCCUCCUGAGAGAAAACCCUUCACCCUCCACAGUCCCCUCCCCCAACCAUCCCUGUUUUUUUAAAAACCCUUAAAAAAAAGGCACAAAAAAAACAAGAGAAACAACUAAAAAAUAGUUUCUUUUCUGUAUCAGUGCUGGACUGAUGAUUGAUGCUUCCUCGGUGGGGAUGUUGAAUUGUAUUGUAAAGUACAAAAACAGACUUAUUUUUUAUUAUGAAGUGGAGAAAAAGACAAAAAAAACCACGAGAGAUGACUUUCUUCCCUUACGUCUACUUCUUUUUGUUGGUCACCUUGACUCCAAUGGUGUGCCACACUGUCUCUGCCCUGGAGGACUGACCGGUCACUGACGGCUAACUGCUUCCUGUAGACUUCCUGCUUCCUGUCUGUGAGUUGUGUAUUUAGGAGUAACCUUAACUGGUAGUACCACAGACUCACCACUAUGCGAAGCUGCAUAAAUGCACGGGAGAUGGCGGGCAGUGACGACCCCCUUCAACACAAGAAACCACCACUGUAGUCUGCAGUCUCCCUCAACAGACCUCUGAACCCUCUGAGACUGUGUCCACCAUCCUACUCACAGCUGCGCUCAAACUUGUGAUAUUUUUUACAGCUACUGAACAACACACACACAUAAAAAUGCUCUCACCAGUCUAAGA
Messenger RNA from Notothenia coriiceps (black rockcod), 2119 nucleotides. Its product is annotated as slit homolog 2 protein-like. NCBI's taxonomy places the organism in Eukaryota, Metazoa, Chordata, Actinopteri, Perciformes, Nototheniidae. Gene Ontology annotation, biological process: Notch signaling pathway; axon guidance. The coding region runs from base 26 to 1351 and encodes 441 amino acids. Gene Ontology annotation, cellular component: signaling receptor complex; cell surface; plasma membrane. The record is from RefSeq and is a predicted model, not a curated record. The transcript has 6 exons.